Molecule: messenger RNA, 1087 nt
Organism: Ceraceosorus guamensis
Lineage: Eukaryota; Fungi; Basidiomycota; Exobasidiomycetes; Ceraceosorales; Ceraceosoraceae
Exons: 6
Coding region: 323-1087 (254 amino acids)
Biological process (GO): nucleosome assembly
Cellular component (GO): chromatin; nucleus
Molecular function (GO): chromatin binding; histone binding
Source: RefSeq, a predicted model, not a curated record
CACCUGCUCCGCCGUGCUGCCUCGCCUCGCCUUGUCCUGCAGAACGGCCCACACAUGCGCUCACCACUCGAAUUGAGCCUAACGUACGCUCAAUUGUGCGUGCGAUUCGCGACUGUUGUUGUGGGGUGCACAUGGAAUUUUGCAGAACGCGCACGAGAAGAAAGUCUCGCAAAGAGGUGUCGAAGAGUCGUUGGACAUCUCGAGCAGGCAAGGCUGCCUGCGAUACAUUCAUCGUCUUCGCCAUCGUCCCCCACCCCAACCUCAAACAAGCAGCUCUUGCCCUCACACACACACGCUCUGCACACGACACGAUCAUUUCACAAUGGCUCUCAGCGCUCACGAACUGCCCAAGGCUCUCGAGCCCAAGUAUGAAUCCUUGAAGAAGGAGUUCAGCGAAGUGGAUGCCGAGCUUCAGAGGCAAGCAAACAAAUUGUCAAAGCCCUUGUACGAGAAGCGCGAUGCUAUCAUUGCCGAGAUCGAAAAAUUUUGGCCAAACGCUCUGCAAAACUGCCCCCACAUCUCCUCCUACUUCCACGACGAGGACGAGGCAGUGUUCGAGCACCUGACGGGCAUCUCGGUCACUCAAUCCGACAAAGAUCCUCGCGAGUCAUCCGUCACCUUCAAAUUUGCCGACAACGACUUUUUCGGAAACAAGGAGCUCACCAAAAAAUUCACAGUCAAGAAGGAUGCUCCUCCUCUCGGAUCCUCCUCUGGCGCCUGGCAAGAGGAUGUGCAGACGGAAGCCACAAAGAUCGAUUGGAAGAGCGACGACAAGAACUUGAGCAAAAAGUACCCGCUCGUGAACGAGCAGCAGGUCCUCGAGACUGGAUCCUUCUUUGCUUGCUUCUUCGAGGCACCUCAGAACCCUGUUCCAAUUGCGAUCGGUGAUGGCAUCAUCAACGUCUUUUGGCCAAACGCAUUCAGUUUCUACACUGGAGACGUUGAGGACAUCAUCGACCUGGACGACAUGGAGGACUUUGACGAUGAGGAUGAGGAUGAUGAGGACGAGGAUGAGGAUGAUGAUGACAAGGAGAUUGAUCUCGAAGCAGAGGAGAGGUCAAGGAAGAAGCCCAAGCACGAAGCAUGA